AUGAACAGGCAUCACGGUAAAAAGUGCAAGAACUUCAAACGAAAACUUUUCCCUGCGGAAGUACCGAUUCGCGAGGCAGAGAGAGAGUUUCCUUUGGCAUUUCUCCUUACGGUAUACAAGGACAUUAAUCAAGUGGCGCGACUACUGCGCCUCAUAUAUCGGCCACAAAACUUCUACGCCAUUCACGUGGACAAGAAGUCCUCACCCAUGUUCUACAAGGCAGUCCAAGAAGUUGCAAAAUGCUUUGGGGACAAUGUUGGCGUAGUUCCUCGGAGCGAAUGUGUUAACGUCACCUGGGGAGAAUACACGGUCCUCGAGCAGGAGCUUGUUGCUGCGCGUCUGCUGCUCAAAAUGGGGAAAUGGAAGUAUUUGAUAACUUUGACUGGCCAGGAACUACCUCUGAAGACAAAUCUGGAAUUAGUACUAGGUCUCAAGGCGCUCAACGGCUCAAACAUCGUCGAUGCUAGCCUCAAACUUCGGGACGAGUGGCAAAUCCCUAAAGUCAACUUAUCUUUUCCGGUAAGUAAACAAUAUUUCGAAGUAUUAUUCAUAAUACUUUAAUUCGACUUUGUAGCAUUUUUCAUGAUAGUUAGUGAGACCAAGCUUCUUCCCAGUGUCUUUCAUUAGCAGUUACGUCUCUUAUAACUUCACUCAUAUUUAAGAAUGCUUGUUCCUUUGCUUAAGUAAAGUGGUGACGACUUUCAAUAAACAACAGGAUGCCCCGCAUUCUGUUAUCCUUGGAGCCCAUUUUAACCAAACCCAACCUGGAUAUUUGCUGAUUGCAGCAUCUCAAGCUUGAAUCCGGUCGGAAUGCAGCUUGGGUUUGAAAAGGGAAUUGUCCCAUUUUUGGAACGCCGAAGCACGUUAUGCAGCUGUUCCAUGUAUAUCUUUACUACAUGUUCUCAGAUGAUCUGUGUGGGGCAUACAAAUCGCCCGCCGAAAAGGCAAACCCAAAUGUGCCUAACCUACAGGAGCCAGAAUAAUACAUUUUUCUGAUAAGUUAAAUGAAAAAUCCCAAAAAAUCUCCUCUUUAGACGUGAAAGUAGCGAGAGACCCUAUACUUGUGCAGUACCUUUUUAAAUGAAAAAAUACUCGCUGUAUAUGUCUCGCUCAAACUAAUUCGAGCAAUGCCUAACAAACAUGCAAAAAUGUGCCCAUAAAUGGUAUACAUAUAACUUUCGCAUAAGCGUUUGACCGUUACUGUUGUCGUUUGGAUCUUCAGUCAGUAUCAGUAUCAGUCCGUACCGCAUAUUCCAGGCGCGGUCGCACAAAUGUCCCAUAUAUUUUUCCAAAGACAUCUGUACUCAAGUGAAUAAACGUUCUGCGUAUCGCGCUGCGACUUUAUAACACUGCGUGGUGACGCUUAGAUAGUCUUUAAUGAAUACACCGAGAUCGUUUUGCACAUCUACGGUUUUAAGUGAUUGAUUGUCCAGGAGAUAGUGUCGUGGGGGUUCAUUUGUUCUUCGCCUCGCUGAUACUACGUGCAUUACUGCAGAUUUUUUGACGUUGGAUUUCAUGCACAAUUGCUCGCUCUAUGCGUGCAAAUCCUCUACGUCCUCUAGUAGUAUCUUGACGUCAUCUUCAUUUUUAUGGCUCUCCAAAGUUUAAGAUCGUCUGCAAAGAGCGCUAUAUCCGAUUUAACUUCCCGCACUAUUACAUUUACAUAGAUAAUGAAUAGGAGGGGCCCAAGAACUGACCCCUGUGGGACUCCGCUUGUAGCAGGUACCCAUUCUGAGCAGUAACCACACGCAGUGACUUUUUGUCCUCGAUCAUUUAGGAAAACUUGAAUUCAGUUCAGAAUAUUUCCUCUUAUCCCUACUUCUGACAACUUUGGAACGAGGCGCUUAUGUGGGACGCAUUAAAACGCCUUGCUGAAGUCGAAGUAAAUGACAUCUACUGGAUGUCCUUCAUCCAUGGCCUUUGACCAGUGUUCGAGUGACGUAAGCAGGUUUGUGAGGCAGGACCUCUUUUCGCAGAGGCCAUGUUGAACUGAGGUGGUGUGACAGCGGAAUGUAUCGAGUGAUGUUAUUGAUAUUUUAACUAUUUUUCCAUCAGUUUGCGGCAAAUGCAUGUCAGACUCACCGGUCGGUAGUUGGUGAGACAGAUUCGUGAUCCUCCCUUGUGGAUAGGCACGACGUUUGCCAACUUCCAUGUGUCAAGUAGUUGGCCAGCUUGCGGCGAAUUUUGGAAGAUUAUAGAAAGUCGUUUUGCUAAUUCUUCAGCUAGCUGACGUAUUAGUAUACCUGGGAUCUCAUCUGGUUGAUUGGAAGGUUGUCCAGCAUUCGCUGACAUCUCCUCGUAAUGCUUCCGUCCAUAGUGUGUGUCCAAACUCUAAAUUCAUCGAUUUGAAUUUACCCCAGCCAGACAAUUCUUAACGACUUUGAGCUUUGUUCGCGGACAGCUACGAGUGUCGUUUCCCAAAUUUAUGCCAUGUGAUCACAAGAACCUAGGGGCGGGUCCACAUUUAUUUCAUCAACGCUUACGACGUUCUUGGUAAACAGUUAGUCUAGGAAACUAGCCCUCUGACCUUCACGCAUCCGAGUCCCAGUUCGAGCAUCUUGAAACAGGAAUCCAUCAAAUGCCACGUCUAAUAGCAUUUGGUCGAAUCCUCGUCUGUGGCCCUUAACUGUCAUAAGGUCCCAGUUAUUCCGCGGAGCUUUGAAAUCUCCUACAAUAAUAAUGUUUUGUUUUUGACUGUCCUCGCGGAGUCGAGUAAUUAACGCUUGACCUUCGUCGACAGGUUGGUUUGGAGACCUAUAUACAACGGUAACAGUAACGGUUUCGGUUUUCGGGACCACCAAAUGACACUGUAGAAUCUCCAGAUCAUGCUCAUUUACACAUUCUUCAACAGGGUUAUAUUCGAUCGCAUUGCUGAAAUAUAGGGCAACUCCUCCACCUCGCUUUUUGGUUCGGUCUCGUCUUAUCACCUGAUAACCAUCUAAGUGUAUUUGGGGUCUGUGACAUCUGGGUGGGCCACGUUUCAGUUAAUGCAAUAAAAUCAGGCCAUAGUUCGGCUACAAUUACUUUAAGUUCGUCGAGUUUGUUUAAGAGGCUUUGUACAUUUCUGUAGAAGAACUUAAUUUUACGUAGGUUGUUGCUUCGAAUUAGUUGCCGGGCUGUGUAGCCUUUAUAGGUAUGACAGGCGUCCUCCACAGGAGAUGUUUUUGUCGUCGAACAAUCACUCCGUUCUUUAUUACUAGUCCCUUCCCUCCUUGUCCUUUCAAGGUCGCCAGGUCCGCCGUCAGCGUCCUCCAUUUCAUUCUCUUUUGUAAUGAGUAAUCCGGUUGGAAAAAAGACCUCUAUGGCCAGGGACCCUCCCUACUUUUUGUUCAAGUAGAAGAGCUCUCUGGAGUUUAUUUUCUAAAACUAUCUUUAAAGGUCUUGGUUUUGCCGCUUGAGAGCUCGCGCUAUCUUUACUGUUUAGUCGGAAAAGUUUAAGAAUUUGUAUGGUUUCAUUUUCUUUUAUUAUGCUACCCAGACACUUUUGCAAGGUCAUGAUAUCACCAUUUAUCCUACAUCUGGGGUUAUCGUUGGUUGAUUCACGAAGUUCAUGGAUGACUAUGCAUUGUGAUCUGUCCACAGAACCUCUUUCCGACGAGUUCUGUUAGAUAAUUGGUCUGACUGAUGAUGAGACUUCCCCAAUUUGGGCUUCGACGUUAGUUGCAUGAAUAUUUAUGAGAGUAUGUACUUCCACUCCCACUUUGUGUUCAUUUUUAUUCGGUCUUGUGUUUGUCGACGCUGCUUUAAAAUUAGACUCAUGAGGUGCGCAUACUGUCUGGGGACUGUUUUCCGCUUUCGUCGGUCCAUCUUUAUCAUUUUCAUGCUCGGCCCUCGGUUUCCUUCCUGGCGAGGCUGAAACCCUCGCCUUCGGAUUUUUGCUACCUUUCUCCAUAGCCUUUCCUGUCGUCCUUUUCUCAUUCUUUACUGAUUUUAGAGGUUUCACGUCACCACUGAUUCCAUCCUGUCCGUCAGCUAGCCUGCUAACGACGACGGAUAAUGUUGCGCUAAGAAACUCACUAAGAGCGCAACAGGCCAGACGUAUUAGUAUACCUAACCUCAUUAGACCUUAGAGGUACUGAUGAUUGUUAACGACCGUGGAACAGGUAUCUGAGCCCGGCCUCUUUCGUAUGCACGGUGACGUCAGUAGAGCAGCUGCUGGGAAGUAUCAGACAUCUAGAAAUAAAUCCAGACGGGAUGAUGGAAUCGUUUGACGUGGUCUCCUUAUUCACCUCCAUCUCAACCGGCCUUGCCACAAGCACCAUUGACGAGCGUCUUCAUGGAUAGUUCCAUGAAAUUGAUCAACGAAUUAGACGAACGCACGUCAUCGAGCUCCUGGAAUUGUACCUCAGAAUUUUCUUCACUUUCAACAACCGGGUUUACAAUCAUAAGAAGGGAAUGCCGAUGGGUUUCCCGCUGUCUGGGUCGAUUGCCGAGGCUGUUCAGCAGAGUCCUGAACCACUGGUCUUCCGUUCCUGCUCUCCAAAAUUCUGGGCCGAAUACGUCGACGGUACAUUUGUCGUAAUCAAGAGGAACGACGUUCAGGACUUCAAUGUCUUGUUGAACUCAAUAUUCUUCGACAUGCAAUUUAUAAUGGAAGAGGAGAAAAACAGCCAGUUGCCCUUCCUUACCGUAAACGUCACAAGGAUAGCUAUUGGGGGAUCAGAACUGCGUUAUGCCGAAAGGCAACGAAUUAUAGACGUAUCCUCCAAUUCCGAAUAACCACCCCUUUGGCUAAGGACGCCGUUGUGUCAGAAAUCUUUUCCAACGAGUUCAAACAUACUGUAGUGACGACGACGGGAGACGGGGGGAAGCGAAAUAUCUACAUUCCCCAUUCACAGCCAAUGGUAACCCACGAUCCUUCACACGGUAGUGCCGAAAAGGGUGUGCGCGUGAGCAAUCUGACGAUGAGAAGCUGAAGUUCUGGCUCACGAUCCCUACGUGAAGAAUGGUUCUGAGGCGACAGUAAGAAUCCUUAGCCAACUUGGGAUUGGCGUGGCCCAUAAACCGGAAUACGUUACCAGGCAGCAGAUAAUGCGAUCCAAAGACCAGCUACAGACAACGGAAUAACCAGCAGUGAUCUAAAGCAUACCUUGCCAAAAUUGCAGUACGCAGUAUGUUGGUGAAACGGGCAAACGCCUCUGCAUAAGAUUACAUGAGCACCAGCCUGCAGUCAACCGCGAGUAUAUGCUGUCACUGGUAUAUGGUUACAUACAACAGGAGAAACACAGUCUCGCCUUUCUUGAAAGCAAGCGCCAUCGGCCGAGCCAGCGACAAGAUGGCCAGACUGGUUCUCGAAAGUUAGUCCUCAGUUGGUACAAUAAAUGAACCAUAGAUCUUCAUCCGAACUACCAGGCUCUGCGUGCGAGGCGCCAGUCAGUCCAGACGGGGCCGACAGCACGGGCGAAGAAAUCGCGGCUCUCUCAACAGUUGUCACCUUCAGAGCAGGUGGAAAAAGUCAACCGGCAGUCAGACGACCGACGCAAGCCAUCGGCCCACAAACGCACCCAAACAGUCGAACGUGAUUCGCACAUGCAACGACAGUUGAUCAGCCCAUCAGGUUAUGAGGGGAAGACCCACGUGUCCACGGACCUAGCGGCGACGACGACCGGUUAUGGGACAGAGGUUACACGUGCGCCCCAGCAGUCGGUUAAGCAGAGACCAAGGCCAAUCCCGGCCAGCAGGCAGGUCAGAAUUCGUGCAACAGGCAUGCCUAUAACAAGAGACGGUCGGUGGGAAGAACAAUUGUGGUCUAGCAGGAAGAACCGCCCCACCACUCUGCUAAUAAAAAAGAGGAAGGUUCCGAAACAUCAGCACCCAUACAGUAUGGCCCAUUGAAUCUCCUCCUUUUCAUCUUUGCGUUCUUUUGGGGAGGACGAGCCGGAUAUAUAUAUAUAUAUAUAUAUAUAUAUAUAUAUAUAUAUGAGGUGAAUAAUUUCGGAAAUUAAUCAGUGCAGAACUUGGAGGUAAAUCUCCGGGACAUGACUUUUUAGGGUCAGAACCGAAAUUUCAAUGAACAUUUGAGUCGAAGACAAUCAAGUACUGUGGAAUAAACACGUAAUGCCCAUUCUACAAACAAGUAGUACUACGAGUAGUAUGAAUUCCAUAUGGUAAAGGUAUUAUACCGUACUCCCGACCCAGAUACUUGCUAAAAGUCCAGACACGUGUUUCGCCGAUAUUCUGCCGCUGCGUGACACAGCUGCGAGGGGUUCGGCUCUUCAGUGGGAUCCCCAGCGUUCUCUAGCGAUUUCCGGUGUAUGAACUCCGGAGAAUAAUGAGGUGAAUAAUUUCGGAAAUUAAUCAGUGCAGAACUUGGAGUACUACUCGUAGUACUGCUUGUUUGUAGAAUGGGCAUUACGUGGUUAUUCCACAAUAGUUGAUUGUCUUCGAAUCAAAUGUUUAUUGCAAUUUCGGUUCUGACCCUAAAAAGUCAUGUCCCGGAGAUUUAACUCCAAGUUCUGCACUGAUUAAUUUCCGAAAUUAUUCACCUCAUUAUUCUCUGGAGUUCAUAUACCGAAAACCGCUAGAGAACGCUAUGGGUCCCACUGAAGAGCCGAACCCCUCGCAGCUGUGUCAGGCAGCGGCAGAAUAUCGGCGAAACACGUGUCUGGGCUUUAAGCAAGUGUCUGGGUCGGGAGUACGGUAUAAUACCUUUAAUAUAUAUAUAUAUAUAUAUAUACAUAUACAUAUAUAUUUAUAAAGGUGAAGUUCUUUGGGAAACAGGAAAAUUUUAUUGUGAAUUUUCGAGACUGGUUUCUCAGCUCGUCUUCAGACAACGGGUGUGCAAAAACAAUUAACUUUUAGACUGAGUCUAGCAAAAGCAGUCCAUGAUUGGUUAAGGUUGUCAUCUCGGGAUUGGCUGACCCAGUUUGAAUCCGUCCUUAACGAUUUUGUAUGUGGCAUCUAAAUCGAUAUGUCGGUUGAUGCAUGCCUCAUCUGAGUACAUUUCCUCCAGGAAUUCGCGGCCUUUUCUUGUUUGGCAGGCGCCAACAAUGCGAGUGUUCUCCCAUGCGAAUUUAUGCCCAGUAUCUAGUGUGUGCAUGGCCACCUGGGAUAGAUGGUCGCGUCUCUUCACCGCUAACCGAUGCUCAUGUAUACGGGUUGAGACAGAUUUCCCAGUUUAGCCACAAUAAACGGCAUCACAACUAGAACAUGGGAUUUUGUAGACGACACCUUUUCUUUCGAGGUAGCCGACCCUGUCCUUAGGGUCCACAAGCUGUGUGCGUAAGGUAGCUGCCGGCUGGUGUGCUACGUGUAUCUGAUACUUUUUCAAUUGUCUUUCGACAAGUUCAGAUAUAUUUUGACGUAGGGGAGAGUUCGCCAUGUGGUUUGUGUUGGUGCCUGAGUGGCCGUAGCAUUGGAAAUACCUUUUCCCUAGAGUUGCUGGUGCCUCAUGCAUUGACGUAUAAAGUCAUGCGGGUACCCAUUUUGGGAGAAGAGUUUGUAGAGGUAUUUCAUUUCUGCUUGAUAACUUGUUUCGUUAGAGCAGUGGGUUUUGGCUCGAUUCAGAAAGCUGUAGACUGUGCUCCGUUUGUGAGAGACAGGGUGGUUACUCUCAAAGUGUAGGAUGACCUCUGAAUAGGCCUCUUUGCGAUAAACUGAUGUCUGGAGGGAUCCAUCGGUUUUUCGACGUACAAGGACAUCCAGGAAUUGGAGUUGUCCAUCGACCUCUGUUUCCAAAGUAAAUGUAAAUCCUGGAAAUAUAGAGUUAAUAUUGGUAUGGAGCAGAUUCAACUGAUCUUUCUUGACGAUGACAAAAGUGUCAUCUACGUAUCGCAGCCGAAGUUUUGGAUUGACUGUGGGAAGGGCUAUGCUCUCAUAUUUCUGCAGUAAUGCUUCUGCCAGGAAACCGCAUUUUGGUGAACCCAUGGAAGCACCUAUUAAUUGCCGGUAGCAUUGAUUUGCCUGUUUUCCGGUGUUACCAACAUAAUUGGCCUGACCGCAAUUGCAGUCUAUGCGGUAAAUGACCCCCGAUUUCUGAUUUAUGGGAAUCGAUCAUAGGGCUGCAUGAGUUGCCGGCGGAUUGUGGAAAACAGGUCCGCACGAGAUUGCAUGACCAUGAAUUGGCCGUGAGACGGAAGGAUAAACUCUAUUUGGUAGCCGCCCACGCCUCCUCGCCAGGACACGCCUUUGACUUUGGGAGCGUGAGAAUACUAGGACAGUAGACAACCGAGUUGCGCGCCUGCUGUAGGAAGCGUGGCGCUCAACUGAGGACGCGAUUAAUCGACAUAUCGAUCUGCCAAUCGCCUAUCAAGCACUGCGUGAACAAAUCAACAGUGCAGCUAGAGGUCACCCCGGCAGAGGUGAGCUAAAUACACGACGAGCUGUACAGUUUUUUCAUCCCUUGACGAUGGGCACGCGUGAGAGUUCGAAACGUCGGAUAAAUAAACCAUUGGUCCCAGCGAUCGCUUUCCCGUCUUCUUCUAUAUACAUAUAUAUAUAUAUAUAUAUAUAUAUAUAUAUAUAUAUAUAUGGAAGAGGAGGAUGAGGCGACCUCUGGGGAAGAAGGUUUAUUCAUCUGACGUUUCGUGUUCAUGCUCGAGCACAUCUUCGGAGAUAGGCUAAGUGAGAAAUACAGGGUUUAAAUAGGCCAUCUGCACUCUCACCCGACAGGUUCGUCUCAUUCGCUUCUCGUUGGCCUCCCUCUCGCGUGUAGAUGGUGCCUGACGGCCUCGUAUGGCGCUGGCAAAUAGAUACUUCGGUUGAUAAAGUUCGUGUCUGAUUUCCAGGCCUCGAUCACUUCCCUCGCCAGUUUGCUUUCGGCUCGGCCGAGCACCUGGGCAUCUGGCCUCAUCCUCCUCUUCCAUAUUAACACCUGGGGUCAGCAUUUUUGCCUAUAUCCAUAUAUAUAUAUAUAUAUAUAUAGGGGACACUCACCGAUCGUUCAUACGGAACUCACUCGUUCCGUUGUGCCUUAUGGACUCUCUCUCGAGCCCAACCAGCAGCCGCACAGCGGCGCAUGAUAUAUAGGCAGAAUGGUAUUGCCGACAAAGACAAGGCAGACUGGAAUGGCCAUUUCUGGCUUAUUAGCCGUCGUCAGCUGGCCAUGCCAUUCUGCCUAAAUAUCAUGCGCCGCUGUGCGGCUGCUGGUUGGGUCGCGAGUUCGCGGCUCGGGUUUUCAACACUUCGGGCUUGGGUAUGGCUGGCUGACGACGGCUAAUAAGCAAAAAAUGACCAUUCCAUUCUCCUUUGUCUUUGUCAGUAGUACCAUUCUGCCUAUAUAUCUAUAUAUAUCAGGUGAAUAAUUUCAGAAAUUAAUCAGUGCAGAACUUGGAGUUAAAUCUCCGGGACAUGACUUUUUAGGGUCAGAACCGAAAUUUUAAUGAACAUUUGAGUCGAAGACAAUCAACUACUGUGGAAUAACCACGUAAUGCUUCAUUGAAAUUUCGGUUCUGACCCUAAAAUGUCAUGUCCCGGAGAUUUAACUCCAAGUUCUGCACUGAUUAAUUUCUUAAAUUAUUCACCUUAUUAUUCGCUGGAGUUCAUAUACCGGAAACCGCUAGAGAACGCUGGGGGUCCCGCUGAAGAGCCGAACCCCUCGCAGCUGUGUCACGCAGCGGCAGAAUAUCGGCGAAACACGUGUCUGGGCUUUUAGCAAGUAUAUAGGUCGGGAGUACGGUAUACUACCAUUAAUAUAUAUAUAUAUAUAUAUAUAUAUAUAUAUACAUAUAUAUAUCCCGUUCAUCAUCCCCAAAAGAAGACGAAGAAGAAAAAGAGGCGAUGCCAUGGACCACACUGUAUUGGUGCUGACGUUUCGGAAACAUCCUCGUUUCCAUCAUCAGAGUAGUGGUAUGGUUUUUGUUCCUGCUAGCUCAGAGUUGUUCUCUCUCGCCGCCUGUCUCGUGUUAUAGGCAUGCCUGCUACACGAACUCUGACCUGCCUGCUGGCGGGGGAUUGGCUUAGGUCUCUCCGUGACCGACCGCUGGGGCGCUGGUGUGACCUCUGCCCCCUGCCCUCUGUAAAAGUCUAAUCAUAGUUGUGUGCACGCAUAUAUGGUGACUUCCCUAGGCAAACAAGCUACAUAUAUGUGGCAUAGGUCAUGGAAUGACGACGAACUGCGAGGUCGAAUUUGGCCAAGUUAUAAUGUCAGCGGAGAGGAACGACAGAGAAUUCGCGUAAUUCGAUACUGUACUGUUUUGGGCUUACUUUGACUUAAUUAAGCCAUCCAAAAUCCUGACCAGCCGCUGUAACCAGAAACUAAGGCCUGUGCUUGUUCACAGUGCAGAUGGCCCACAGAGGGGUCAAGCAUAUGGGGCAUAAGCACUUCAUCGAAUCCACGUUCAUCAGUACCUCGCUACCUGCCAGUCUCUGCCGCUGCAGAUCCGGUAUUUAUUUUCUCAGGAAUGGGCGCAAACGGACUCAUUGGUUUUAAGGAAAAAAACAUAGGGGUUCAGGAACAGGCAAAAACCUAUUGUGCGUGUCAACCGUAUCCACGUAUACACAUGCAAAGGAUCAUUGCCGAAACUGGCAAGGGAGACUAAAUCCACCAGUUUGGACUCAUAUGUUUUCAUUAGAUAGCCAGAUCCGAUCCCAGUUUUUGAAAUUCCUGGGCCUCCUACCCGCGACCUGUUGUUUGGAAGUUAAUCUUUCUAGCUACUGCAUUGCGGGGUCGAUCCCUAGGCGAGUUAGGAAAAUAUGUUUGAUAAAUGUUCGACUCCCAUUCCCCAAGAUGUAAAUCAAGUGCGCUAUAAACUGUUUCGGAUACUACCUCUCCUCAAUGAUCAAAUUAUUUUAAUUGCAGUUUCAUCCGGUCCUGGUUUACUCAGCUUCACCACAUCCCUCGUUUGAUAAUCGUGACUGACGAAAAAACUUGGCUGCGCAUGGUUAAUAUGGUGCAAAAACGUUUGAUUCCAGUUUGUACAUGUAUGCCUCUUUAAAUAGUUAAGACAAAUUAGAGAUUUCAUCCCGUCCGGCUACCUUGAGCAUGGUCAUUGAUUAUGAGUUUAUAUGCACCCUUAGGACUCUGAAAUUAUUUAUUGUCUAUUACUCAUGAGGCAUUUCCUUUUGUAUUGUUACCUGAAACAAAGCUGACCUGGAUGAAGAAUGCAGAUCACUUCGUGCUGAAAAGAGAAUUUGUGGAGUUCAUGUUUAACGACAAGAGGGCUAUCGAGGUGACAGAAGCGCUGAGGCAGUUCUCGUAUAAGAAGCACCCCGAUGAACAGUUGUACGGAACCCUAGCCUACAAUGCCCAUUUGGGAGCCCCCGGUGCCUGUCGGAAACUACACGAGUUCGGUGAUGAGAACUUGGAUGUACUUCGCCUUCCGGAAAUAGUCCGUUACAAGAUCUGGAUGCCAACCCCAUGUCCUACCAAGUACGUCCGUGAUAUUUGCAUUCUCGGUUCUCAACAUUUACCGGAAUUGAUCAACUCCCACAGGCUUAUUGCCAACAAGUUCCAUCAGGACUAUUUCCCCGAAGGAUAUGACUGUCUUGAGUACGCAAUUGCUGAUCGCGCCUACAAGGGCCCAGCAGCCGGCUUCGAUACUUCCGUUUUCGCGAACCUCUACUGCUCUUCUGACCAUAUAUAA
Spirometra erinaceieuropaei is the source of this 11522-nucleotide messenger RNA. NCBI's taxonomy places the organism in Eukaryota, Metazoa, Platyhelminthes, Cestoda, Diphyllobothriidea, Diphyllobothriidae. The record is from the annotation of a GenBank genome assembly.